GUCCCCCAAUUUCAACUUGAUCCCCCAAAUUUUAAUCCUAUGAUCCUUCCGGAGGGUGGAGACCCACCUGUAGCGGAUGUUAUAUGCCAGAAACUUAGUCAGUGGUUUGAUCCUCCCUCUUGUAAGGCCAUUAAAAUUAUUCCUAUUCCCCGUCAAAAUGUGGAGGAUAAAUUAAUUUGGCAUGAUACGGCGGAUGGAGUGUUCACGGUCAAGUCUACUUACCACUUAGCUGUGACUUUAGACAAGCGGCGAGAUGGUUGGAAGGCCACGGUUAGUUGGAUGGACAAAGCGAGUUGGAUCCGGUUGUGGAAUGCCAAUAUCCCACCAAAGCUAAAAGUCUUUGUCUGGCGGAUCCUUAAUCGAAUCUUACCAACGACUGAGGCCCUUAUAAGUAGACGAGUGCCAGUGCUCCCUAGAUGUCCAGUUUGCUGGGAGAGUCCGGAAACGAUGGAACAUUUGUUUCUUGAUUGCCCUGUGGCACGUGCUUUGUGGGAUUACUCAGGACUGGAGUACAUAGGGGAGGGUUUGGCCCGGCAUACAUUCCCUUUGUUUCUUAAAAAUGUGAUGGCCUUGAUCCACCAACCCCAGCUAUUCAUGGCAGUGGUUGCUAUCCUGUGGCAGAUUUGGCGCUCCCGGAAUUGGGUGGUUUUUGAAGGCAAACAGUUUGGGUUUCCUGCCUUGAUGCGCCAGUUCCACCAGCAGUAUGAGGAAUGGAUUCGGCUGCCGGUGGAUAAGGUUCUCCAAUCUCCGGCCCAGGUGGGGGGAUGUAGACGGCUAGGUGAGAUUGGGGGGGUCGUUUGUAUGUGGGAUGGGGCAAUUCGGCCAGAGUCGCAUUCGGCUGGUGGAAUUGUCCUGUUAUCCCCAGCUCGAGAGGUCCUGAUGGUCAAGGGCGUCCAGUUCCCUCUGUUGGGAGAUCCGAUGACGGUGGAGUUACUAGUCCUUAGGGAGGCAGUCUCAUGGUGUCUGGCGAAUGGUUUCACUAAUGUCCUAUUUGAAGGGGAUGCGAAGGUGAUCAUAGAUAAACUCAACCAAGGUGAUGUCAGAGACAAUAGGGUGGGUGCUGUUUUGGAAGAGGUUUUGCAACAUUUUCGCACCCACCCGGGUUUGAGGGUUCGAUUUGUAGGUCGGAGUAGUAAUAGGGUAGCCCAUAUGGUGGCUAGGAAAGCCCUCUCUUUGUACCCGAUCAUGAAUCGUGGAUUUAAUUAUCAGGGCUGGCUGAGUUCCAGGAUGUAACUAUCUUUUUUAUCUCAAUAUAAGAUUAUCUUUUGUAAAAAAAAAAGAUAGGGCAAGGGGGGAUUCCUUUUAACUAAAUAAGUCUCCUGAAAAUUAUCUUGCAUUCAUAUUGGAUAACCUGACUGAUCCUCAUUAACCUUCUCCUUCUCAGUUACUAAUUUUCAAUGUUUUCAUAAUCGUAUCGAAGAUAGAACAAGAAAGUGAUUCGCCAUUUAUCGGUUAAUCAUAUAUAAGUAUUAAUGAACCGGUAUAUAAAUAUUUGUACUCUAAAAAAAUAUAUAUUAGUUCUAAUAUAUUCCUGCCAAAUAAUUAUAGAAGUAUACACCUACCUUUUAAAAAAUGUUUAAUGACAAAAGGUUAAGGAAAUUUUAGCUUUGUAUGACCUGAUUAAAUGUAUAAAAUGACAUAAGGCCGGCUCCAACUCUACCAAGUCAAAAACAUAUUUUUCUUCUCCAAUCCACCCUCUUUUGGCCCUCCAAAAAUGGAGAAGGGCAAUUAAAAGUGGGCUUGGGAAUUUUGGUAUGGCUUGCGGGCCUAAUUGAAUAUCUAUAAACAGAGCUAUGGAGCUAGAGUUCAAAGGAGGAGGAGAUGAGAGGUCAAGGAUGGAUUGUUAGUCUAGCGACAUAGCAACCCUCCCGACUUAGAGUGAUGUCACCUUUGAGGGAGAAUCACCGGCAAAAUCGGCGCCAUUGAGCCCAUUUUCCCUGUUGUGGCCGCCAAUUCUUGUGUUGCCCUAGAGUCUUCGUUUCAAAAGAUGAACGUGCAGGAAAGCCUCCCCAUGGUUGGCUGAGUUUCUUAGUUGCGUAGGUAUGUGAACCCUAGGGGUUCUAACCAUGUAAACUCGAUGAUUUGGUUUAAUAUGAUUGUUCUAUUCAUAUGUGUCAUGUUUGAUUUCCUCUAUUUCAUUAUUUGUUGAUUCAAAUGAUUGCUUAGUCGGUCUUGGGCUCCAUCGAGGUGCAAGACCCAAAAUCCUAGUUGUUUAGGAUGGAUCAAGAAACAGCACUCCCACUCGAUCGAACCUCAUUCGAUCAAACAUUGUGAUGCCUCAAUGAAGGAAUUUGAAGGGUCUUUGUCGCCCAUUAGUUUGGGUAAAUGCUUCGACACAAAGUUGGAUCUAACGAAAUAAGAAAUCGGCAUCUCGUAUAAUCCGCUCAUCAAGGGCGCGUGGUUAGGAGACAUAGGGGGAACAUUGCCUAUGCAACGGUUUCCUUCUCUGCUCUCUCACUUCUCCAGUAGUGUAGAUCUUUUUGUAUUUGUUUUACCUUUCGAACACCUAAGUUCUGCAAAACCUAAGGAAUUCUUCAAUAGAAUCGUACCUCACUGCCGAAGUAAGAGUUUUGCGAGAGGCCUAGGGAUUGGUCUACACUACAUGACAAAUUAGCCCUCUUAAACAAAUUGGCCGACAGGAGAUUAUCCUCAACCAGACUAACACGCCAAGGCAAGGCAAAUGAACCUCCUGUACUAGUAUGGGUUCCCGUCAGGGUGGACCUAGGUGGUGGUUGGGGUGUCCCAAGACUCCCCUAAAGUUCUGGGGAAAAUUUUACGAACCCCAAUAAUAGUUUGAGUAUGAAAGAACUGAUUUUUUUAGUAGUUUAUGUGAUUCAAACCCAUGAUAAUAUAGUUACUAGUUAACAUGUUUUUCAUUAUACUAUAAUUUAUUUUUUAAUGUAAUUUUAACAUAAAUAUAAUUAUAAGCGUAUA
This is a messenger RNA of Linum trigynum, 2934 nucleotides long. Lineage: Eukaryota; Viridiplantae; Streptophyta; Magnoliopsida; Malpighiales; Linaceae. The record is from the annotation of a GenBank genome assembly.